This is a messenger RNA of Dibothriocephalus latus, 609 nucleotides long. The record is from the annotation of a GenBank genome assembly. Lineage: Eukaryota; Metazoa; Platyhelminthes; Cestoda; Diphyllobothriidea; Diphyllobothriidae.
AUGGCCCCGUCAUGGUAUGCGGAAACGACCGAGCCCGAAGAACCAGUCGAAAAGCCGGCAGAGCCGCCUGUCAAAGGCGGUCUUUAUGUCCCAGUAUACCUGCGCGCUGGCGGCGCCAAGGUAAUCAAUCGUCAGGCGCAGCCAGACAUUGAAAGCAUCGAAGAGUUCCCUACACUGGAUGCUGUCCAAGAAAAACCGAAAAAGACCAAGCCCCCAAAAGCUGAAGCGGAUGACUCUUGGAACGAAGUUAGCAAAACUUCGCAAGGACAUCGGGCUGAUGCCUCUUCCCAUGCCUAUACUCCUCCUGUUUUUCGACAGGGUGCGGAACUUAAACCAUUUAAGCCUUCUUCAUCCUCCAAAUAUAGUGAAAACUUGGAGCAGCGGUAUGGAGGUGGUGGUGUGGCAGGCCGGGAUUCCUUCCAACUGUCCACACAGUCUUGGGUACGUGGUGCGGCACUUCCUGCGUCGUCUCAACCAUCUACAGAGCAGACAAGAUCUAGUGGCUGGGUCCGCGGAAUUCCUCAGAGCCAGCUGACUGUAAAGCCUAUCCAACGGAACCUAACGGACCUUCCUCAGGAAAAUCGCUUUGCAAGACUCGGUGAUACAUGA